Molecule: messenger RNA, 1473 nt
Organism: Penicillium odoratum
Lineage: Eukaryota; Fungi; Ascomycota; Eurotiomycetes; Eurotiales; Aspergillaceae
Exons: 7
Coding region: 1-1473 (490 amino acids)
Biological process (GO): transmembrane transport
Cellular component (GO): membrane
Molecular function (GO): transmembrane transporter activity
Source: RefSeq, a predicted model, not a curated record
AUGGUGGACCAGGAUUUCCUGUCAGAGAAGAGUGGCUUUGAGGAAAAGGUCCUUGACACUCCUUCAAGUGAAGUUCAAGAUGGCAUCAUCAAGGACUGGGACAAGGAAGAGUCUGCCGUUCGUCGCAAGAUUGACUUCAUCUUGAUUCCUACCCUAGCCCUCGCCUUCUUCGCCCUUCAGCUCGAUCGGGGCAACAUCAGUGCUGUCCUUACCUCGACCAUCACUAAAGAUCUCGGUAUCACAACGAACCAAGUCAACAUCGGUACUCAACUCCUAUCGGCCGGCAUUGUUCUCUCCGAGAUUCCAUCCAAUUUCCUUUUGCAGCGCAUCGGACCCCGUACUUGGCUAUCGGGUCAAUUGUUCGCCUGGGGACUGGUGGCUACGUUCCAGGCUUUUGUCCAAUCUUAUCCGGCAUACCUAGUGACGCGCAUCUUGCUUGGUCUCUGCGAGGGUGGAUUCAUUCCAGGCGCGUUAUACUACCUUUCGAACUGGUAUAAGAAGGAUGAAACCAGUCUCCGCACUAGUUUCUUCUUCUAUGGUCAAAUGUUUGCUUCUGCAACCUCAAGUCUGAUCUCCGCUGGUGUGCUCCGAUUAAGUGGCGCCCAUGGCAUGGGCGGAUGGAGGUGGAUUUUCCUCAUCGAGGGUCUCAUCACUCUGUUCAUUGCAAUCGUCUUCACCCUUUUCGUUCCACCCAGUGUAGGUGACGGCCGUCCGCUUAUUUCCUUUGGUCGCUGGAGCUACUUCAGUGAGAGAGAAUCGCACAUUAUUCGCAAUCGAGUCUUGCUGGAUGACCCCAGGAAGGCUAAGGGCCACAUCCAGAUCUCCAAGUCUGAUGUCGGAAAAGCUCUUACGAACCCGCGUAUCAUGCAGCACGUGUUAUUGACUUUGGUGUCCAUGUCUGCCUUCCAAGGCCUGAGCCAAUAUACCCCCACCAUGAUCAAGUCGAUGGGAUUCGGCUCCAUCAAGGCCAAUGCACUCGCAUCUGUACCUGUGUACUGCGGUAUCGUCUGGCUGACAAUUCUGUCCUUCCUCUCGGAUCGCACCGGCCACCGCGGUCCAUUUGUGUUGCUCGCCAUUACCUGGAACGUGAUUUCCUAUGCAUGCCUGCGCACCGAUUCCCAAACUGCCGGGCAGUGGCACCGCUAUGGAGUGAUUGCCGUCGCCAACGUCUCCUAUUGUAGCAUGCACAUCCUGAAUGUUGGUUGGUUGUCCAUCUACUGCCGCUCUCCCCAAGAACGAAGUGUCGCCAUGGCGCUGGUUGUGAUGGGAGCCAACUGUGCUGGAAUCUCUGGCGCGCAAAUUUUCCGAACGGAAGACGCACCCAAGUACCUGAAUGGCUUGACAGCCAUCGCCGUCAUGGCUGGGGUCUCGUGGUUACAAGCCGCAGUCCUGGGGGUACAGACUUAUAUUGGACGGAAAAAGGCGAGUGGAAAGGACAGCGAAUCCAGCCCUUCCACAUCUUCAUCUAAUUAA